Messenger RNA from Didymodactylos carnosus, 549 nucleotides. Lineage: Eukaryota; Metazoa; Rotifera; Eurotatoria; Philodinida; Philodinidae. The record is from the annotation of a GenBank genome assembly.
AUGUGCGCUAUAAAACGAGAUGAUGAAGAACAAAAAGAUCUUAUUUAUAAUAAUCUUGGAAUAUUGUAUUAUGAAAUGAAUAAGUCCCAUCUAGCUUUUUUAUAUUUUGAAAAGACGAAAAGAUCAAGACCAUCUUCUCCAUUGUCCGAUGAUCGUACAAAUAUCAGUAAUAUUUGCCUAAGACGAAAAACAUCUCGCGAGCAAUUGAAAGGUAUUAACCAACAAAUUGCACUUUCUUAUUAUAAAAAUAUUCAUAGAAUUAUUCUAAAAGGUUUACCACCCCGUCGCUCAUCAUUUAUCAAAUUGUAUAAUAAUCGUGGACUUGUACAUCAUAAAUGUGGAAACUAUGAUGAGGCACUAAACGUUUAUGAAGUAGCACUUGAACAUGCUUCCAGAGAUGAUUCAUUAGAAACUAAACAGGAUUGUCCAGCAAUCUAUAGUAAUAUCGGAGAUUGGCACUAUAGCAAAUGUGAUUAUGAAAAAGCAGUGAUUAAUUACGAGAAAGCUACUACUAUAGCAAAGAAAAUAUUUUCAGAAAAUCAUGUAUAG